AUGUCUCAAGCUAAAAAACCUGAAGAAUUUUCCUUAUUGGUGCCGAAAAAUGCCCGCGAGCCUUUAAAAACUCACAUUUUCCUCAUGAAAUGUUACAAAUUGUGUGCAAUGCCGCUCGUCGGAGAUCUUUACCAUCGAAAUUGGUCCUUGAAGAAUUUUCGAGUUGCUCACUUGACGCUUCUCAUUGCUUGGACCUUGACGUUGUACACGUGGAAUUCCAUUUCGUUGCGUCACAAUCCGAAUCAGAUGUUUCUCAGCAUCGUCGCCUUGCUUUUCGAUCUUUUGGGCAUUCAGCGUUUCCAAAAGUUUCUUUUUUCUCGAGAUUUUGCACUAAUUCUUUGCAAUAAUGUGCGUGAUUUCACGGAAAAAUGGGAAAAACGAUCGGAAGGGUAUCAGAUUCUCGUUUGGUACUUCAAUUUGAUCAAAAUUGUCGUAAUUUCGGGCAUGGUGACAUUUUUCGCUAUUGCGAUUGUGCUUUCGUUCGCUCCAAUAUUGAUUUUUGUCGUUACCGGAGGUCGAAUGCAACUCGUUUAUCCGAUGUAUGUGCCUCAUGUUGACUUUACGACGCAUCCUGGCUUCGAAUUGCACGUUUUCUUGCACAUGUACGCCAUUGUGUUCUUCAUCGAUGCCUUGACGCCUCUCGUGGGAGUCGUUUUUAGCAAUUUUGUGAUGAUUUGCGCGCGAAUUGACAUCUUGUGUGCCCGCAUGCUGAUUCUGAGUCAAAAAGUCGAUGAACAAAACGAAGAAAAUUCACGAAAAUCACUUCACGAGAUCAUUGUCGAGCAUCAAGAGUUGCUGAAAUACAUCGAUAUGUGCGAGGAACUCUUCUCGAUGCAACAUUUGACGGAUCAUGGAGUCGUUGCUGCUCAAAUUUGUCUCUCGCUGUACUCGUUGAUGAAACAUUCGUGGUAUUUGGGCAUUGCUGUCAUUUUUAUUGGGACUUUUAUGCUUUUUACAGUUGAUUUUGUCGGAACGAUCAUUCUGGUCAAGUUGGAGAAGCUCCUCAAUGAAGUUUGGAAUGUUCCGUGGUAUUUACUGGAUUCGAAAAACAAGUCAAGUUUUUGUUUUUUGCUCGCGAAUGCACAAAAAGUCGAUCGAUUGAGUAUCGGAGGGAGAUAUCCGUUGUCGCUUGAUACAUUUGUUGAGCUUUAUAAACGUAUUUACUCUUAUUUGAUGAUUCUCAUGGAAAUGGAGUCGUAA
Messenger RNA from Culicoides brevitarsis, 1200 nucleotides. RefSeq names its product odorant receptor 43a-like. Gene Ontology annotation, molecular function: odorant binding; olfactory receptor activity. Gene Ontology annotation, cellular component: plasma membrane. The transcript has a single exon. Lineage: Eukaryota; Metazoa; Arthropoda; Insecta; Diptera; Ceratopogonidae. Bases 1 to 1200 code for a protein of 399 amino acids. Gene Ontology annotation, biological process: sensory perception of smell; detection of chemical stimulus involved in sensory perception of smell. The record is from RefSeq and is a predicted model, not a curated record.